Molecule: messenger RNA, 2760 nt
Organism: Apiotrichum porosum
Lineage: Eukaryota; Fungi; Basidiomycota; Tremellomycetes; Trichosporonales; Trichosporonaceae
Exons: 2
Coding region: 1-2760 (919 amino acids)
Source: RefSeq, a predicted model, not a curated record
AUGAACUACAGCUCAUUGACCAAGUGCGGUUGUUUCUGGGUCAUCCACGACCCGACCCAGCCUCCCUGGCAAAGCGCCGUCCCCAAACCCCUCCCGCUCGUCGACGUGGCCGCACACACGACGAUCUUUGCCUCUACCUCACGAACUAGGUUGACCCAACGCUUUGUCAAUGACACCAAGGACGCGAUCAAGGAGGCGCGCUACGUGUUCCCCCUCUACGACGGCGUCUCAGUUGUCAAGUUCCAGUUCACUGUCGCCGGUCGUACUGUGCACGGUGUUGUCAAAGAACGCGGCCAGGCCAAGAAGACGUAUCAGGACGCAGUCGAUCGCGGAGAGACCGCUGGCCUUCUCGAGAUGUCGCUCGCUGCUGCCGACGUCUUCACAACCGCCAUUGGAAACGUACCCGCCGGCGAGCACGUCCGGGUGGAGAUCGAAUACAUUGGAGAACUCAAGCACGAUGCCGAGGUGGACGGCCUGAGGUUCACUAUCCCCGCCGCUGUCGUACCGCGGUAUGGCGAUGCCGGCAGCCUCCAACCUGCCUCUGUCACUCAUGGCAAGCUCGAGGUGACGGUCGAUGUGGACAUGCCAGAAGGCAAUGCCAUCAAAUCAAUCCAGUCGCCCUCGCACCCGCUCACUGUCUCUAUCGGUACGACCUCUACCACACCUGAUGCCGACCCUUCCCUCCGCAAGGCGUCCGCGACCUUGUCGCUCGGUUCGGCGACUCUUGACAAGGACUUCAUUGUCCAGGUGGUCGCCUCCAACAUCGGAGAGCCCUCGGCAGUUGUUGAAACCCAUCCGACCCUCGACUCCAAGGCUCUCAUGGUCACGCUGGUUCCCAAGUUUGACCUCCCGCCCGAGCGCCCCGAGAUCGUCUUUGUCUGCGACCGUAGCGGCAGCAUGAGCGGAACCAUUCCGGACCUUGUCGCCGCACUCAACAUCUUCCUCAAAUCACUCCCUGUUGGCAUCAAGUUCAAUAUUUGCAGUUUUGGCAGCACACACUCUUUCCUCUGGGAGCGAUCAAAGUCCUACUCUCAAGAAUCACUCGAUGAAGCAGUCGCCCACGUUAAAUCGUUUGCGGCCAACUAUGGCGGGACGGAAAUGUACGGGGCCAUGGAGGACACCUUUAAACGCCGCUACAAGGACAUGAACCUCGAAGUCUUCCUGCUCACCGACGGCGAGAUCUGGGGUCAAGACCAGCUGUUUGAGCUCAUCAACAAGAACGUCGGGGAGAGCAAGGGCGCAAUCCGUGUCUUCUCCAUCGGCAUUGGUCUCGGUGCCUCGACUUCGCUCGUCGAAGGAGUCGCUCGGGCCGGUAGAGGUUUCGCGCAGACGGUCGACAACGGCGAUAAGAUGGACAAGAAGGUCAUCCGCAUGCUCAAGGGCGCCCUGUUCCCUCACAUUACCGACUACUCCCUCGAGAUCAAGUACGACACGCCCGACAUGGCCACCGAUGACGACGACGACUUUGAGCUUAUCGAAAAGGUCAACGACGCGCUCACCAUCACUGGGCUUGAGGAUAUCAAGGACGCCAAGGCAUCGUCGCCUCCAACCGCCAAGGUGAAGGCUCCCAUUUCGCUGUUCAACCGCUUGAAGCAGGUUAAAGACGACGUCAAGACAGCCGCUCCUGCCAAGGACGCUAUCCCUAGCGUCGACCGCCCCCGUUAUAUCUGCAUUCCAGGCGAGAUCCCUGCGCUCUUCCCGUUCAACCGUACUACGGCCUACGUCCUCAUCUCGGGGCCGACCGCUCGACCAAAGUCGGUGCUCCUCAAGGGUACCUGCGACCAUGGUCCGCUCGAGCUCGAGAUCCCCAUCACUGCCGGAGAGGCCGGCGUCACCAUCCACCAGCUCGCUGCCCGCAAGGAGAUGAAGGAGCUCGAGGAGGGCCGUGGAUGGACCUCGUUUGCAAAGGACGCCAAGGGGGAGCUCCUGAAGAAAAAGUACGACGGUCGGUACUCUGAUAUUGUCGAGCGCGAGGCCGUCGACCUCGGCACCACGUUCCAGAUUGUCGGCAAGUGGACGUCGUUUGUGGCCGUCCAAGACGGCUCUGACAAGGUCGUCCAUGACGAGGUUGCUCCGGCAUACGAGUAUGCGACCGCCCCCAGCCCUCCAGUUAUGCGUUCCGCGAUGUACGGCGGUGGUGGCCCGAGGCCGCGUGUGCUGUAUCGCGACUCGAGAGCCCCCAUGGCCUUUGGUGGGAUGAGGGGAGGUGAUGCGAUGCCAACCGCUGCCCCCAUCGCCGCUUUCUCGGCGGCCCCACUGUCGCAGCAAGCCACUUUACCCCCGCCACCCGUAUGCCCCGCACCCGCACCUUCUCUCGCGGCUUGCGCACCCCCACCACCGCCCAACUAUGCCCAAGAAAACCUCAAGAUGCCCCAGCAGCAGCAAUACCACCAGCAGCCAUACCACCAGUCAGCCCCUAGCAAGAAGAUGUCCAUCGACGCGGUUGUCGACACCGCCGACCCUGUCCAGGCCCUGGCCUCGUUGCAGACGUUCUCGGGCAGCUGGUCCUGGAACCCCACGCUCGAAGCUGUCCUCAACGUCCAGAGUGCGCGUGCAGACAGCCUCACCACCCGUGUUGUGGACUCGGCGCAGAACAAGUCCGACCUCGUGGCGACGGCGUGUGCGAUUGCGUUCCUACACAAAAAGGCGGCCAGCGACAAGGAGAGGUGGGAGAUGUUUGUCGACAAGGCUGUGGCCUGGCUUGAGCACCAGGGCGUGGACGCCACGGAGCUGGUCACGGCCGUCGAGGUCCUGUUUUAA